Messenger RNA from Scatophagus argus, 3675 nucleotides. It is a transcript of the gene pigt, whose product is annotated as phosphatidylinositol glycan anchor biosynthesis, class T. Gene Ontology annotation, cellular component: GPI-anchor transamidase complex. Gene Ontology annotation, biological process: attachment of GPI anchor to protein. The transcript is spliced from 11 exons. Bases 16 to 1959 code for a protein of 647 amino acids. The record is from RefSeq and is a predicted model, not a curated record. NCBI's taxonomy places the organism in Eukaryota, Metazoa, Chordata, Actinopteri, Scatophagidae.
CCCCGGAAGAGAAAAAUGGCAGCUCUCAGGUGCGGUUACGCGGCUGUGCUAGUUAUUAUUUGUAGUCUAUCAGUGUUUAUUGUCGCAGACAGUCGAGACAGGACACUAAAUGGUGGUCAUCAUGCCACUGCUGUCGACAAGCCACAAACAGUCACUGAACCUGCGGAACAAACCGCCGAACAACCUGCAGUGGAGGAAAGGCGGUGGGAAGCAACUGAGGUUGAAGAGGCAACUCCGGAUGAUGCUGCAACCGACAAACAGGACACUUCUGCCCCUGAAAACGUGGUCCCCUCAUCGGUACCACAGCCCAAAGAUGAUUUUCAGGAGGAACUGGUCAUCAGACCACUGCACUCGGGAGAUAUUUAUGCCAGCUUCCAGUUCCGCACCCUGUGGGAAACUGAUUUCAUAAGAGGAAACAAAGUGUCACACUACCGGCUAUUCCCCAAGUCUCUGGGCCAAGUCAUCUCCAAGUUUUCGGUGCGAGAGCUGCACAUCUCCUUCACACAGGGCUACUGGAGGACCAUGCAGUGGGGGCAGCCGUUUCAGCCAUCUCCUCCUGGGGCUGAGCUCUGGGUGUGGUUUCAGGACUCUGUGACAGAUGUGGAUAGCACAUGGAAGGAGCUGACCAAUGUUUUGUCGGGGAUCUUCUGCGCUUCACUCAACUUCAUUGACUCCACCAACACAGUUCAGCCCAGUGCAUCCUUCAAACCACUGGGUAUAGGCAAUGAGACAGAUCAUCGCUUCCUUCGCUAUGCCACCCUCCCACGAGAGAUUGUUUGCACUGAGAAUUUGACGCCCUGGAAGAAGCUCUUGCCAUGUGGAUCCAAGGCUGGUCUUGCUGUCCUGUUGAAGUCAGAGAAACUUUUCCACAGCAGUUUUCAUUCCCAGGCAGUGCACAUCAGACCUGUGUGUCAGGACUGGGAGUGCAAAACCACAUCCUGGGAGCUGAGACAGACACUGAAUGUGGUCUUUGACCUGCACACCUCUGCACAGGGCAAACGUGAGUGGUCUUUGUUUAAGAUGUUCUCUCGGACCCUGACGGAAGCUUGUCCACUUGCCUCCUCCAGUAAAAUCUACGUUGACAUCACAGACAACCCUCAGGGGGAGCAGUUUGAGGUGAGCCCAGCCACUCCCCUGCUGGGCCAGGCAGUGGUUCUGGGGGACAGACGAACCUUUUCCAUCUAUGAUCUGACCCAACAAAUCACCUUUGGUACUGUGCACUCCCUCAACCUACUGAUCCGCUGGAAAUCCAGUGAGGGUGACAUGCUGCGCCCCCUGCUUCACGCUGAGCGUUACGUGGCUGGCUAUGGGCUUCAGACAGGAGAGAUUCACACGCUGAUUUACAACAACCACCCUUUCAGGUCUUUCCCAGUGCUGCUGCUGGACUCGGUUCCUUGGUAUCUCCGUCUCUACAUCCACACACUCACCGUGACCAGCAAGGGAAAGGACAACAAGCCCAGCUACAUCCACUACCAGCCAUCCAAGGACCGUGUGAAGCCCCACCUGCUGGAGAUGCUGAUUCAACUUCCCCCCAACUCUGUCACUGAGGUCACAGUGCAGUUUGAGAGGGCGCUGCUCAAGUGGACUGAAUACACCCCAGAUCCCAACCAUGGCUUCUACGUUGGAUCUUCAGUAAUCAGCUCUCUUGUACCAAGUGUUGUCGCCAUGGAUACAAAUAUCACUCAGGAUCGCCCACUUUUCAGCAGCUUUUUCCCCUGUAAAGAGGAGUCCAGCUACUUUGUACGCAUCUACACAGAGCCUCUGCUGGUCAACCUGCCCACUCCAGACUUCAGCAUGCCUUAUAAUGUCAUCUGCCUGACCUGCACCGUGGUGGCCGUGGGCUACGGCUCCCUCUACAACCUCCUGACCCGCAGUUUCCAGAUAGAAGAGCCCAGCCCCGGACUUGCCAAGCGGAUAGCCAACAUCAUCCGGAAGAUGAGGGGCGUGCCGCCACUCUGAGGCUGGACAUGCAUGCCAGUUGACUCUGCUUUUAGAAGGGAACUUUUCCUUUUGGUGAAACCACUGGUGAUAUUCAGGAAGAACUGAGCACUGGUCUGAAUGUUUUUAAAACGGUCAACUUGAAGGUUUUGCUGGUAUUCUGGAAGAUUUUCUGCUGGCUAAGGACAGCAUAAAGAAAAUGUAGACAUUUGUUUACUUGGAUGGAAACCCAGAGUUUUGUUAUUGUCUAACAACCAGAAGGAACCAAAGCUUUGCAGUUUGCUGCAGUGGUAACUUCAUCAGAGAGUUUUUGAUUUUAUUGUUUGUUUCCAGAACAUCAUAAUAUCAGUGUCUCUGAGGCAUUUUGUUGCUGUGGGGCAGUGAUGGACAAAGUACACAACUCCAUUGCUUAGGUUGAAAGUUGUUGAGUCAGUUCAGUUAAAAUAUUGGCCUGCUUGAUUACAAAAGUAUACUAACAUAUUUUCUUUUUAAAUAUUUUUUUUUCUGUCCCAGCUACUGUUCUGUUCCUACUGACAGUACUCUGGUUAUAUGACAACAUUAAAACAUAUAUUUCUUGUAGAACUUCAGACAGUAAUGUUAACUCUGAAUUUAGCUAACUAUUGUAUACGUCAACAGUGGGUUCAACAGGACCCAGUUGCAAUACCACUACUUGGCAUGCAGAUACAUUAAAAUGUAAUUUGAUUUGACCAGCCACAGCAUAAAAACUGCAACUAGCACAAGCACAAACAACUCAUUUAAAAUGUCUCAACCCGAUUUGCUUCUCAGGUUGAAUGGGAAAUCUUUCUAGGCAGUGAUUUAUCUUUAUCUGUCAUCAUCACCGCCAAGUUCAAAUUGCAGCGCUCAAUAAAUGAAGCAAGCACUUUUGAAUCUGGCUGACAGGUGUAAGAGGAGCACUUUACUGUGAUUGGCUUCUCUCCUCUGACAAACACACCUUAUGGCCUACUGCAGUUUAGAAAAGAGAAGAAAAUCUGCGUUUGCAAGUAUCUGAACAACAACAACAACAAUAUUUGUGUUUCAAAUGUAAUGGAGUAACUGUCAUACGUUUACAAAAAAAUAAUAGCCAGAUGAAGUACACAUACUGGACUGUACUGAAGUUAAGUACAGUUUUCAAGUAAAUGUACUUUGUUUCUGUCUGCUCCUGCUGUGAUAAAAUUUCCACAGAUAUCAGCCUGUUGACCUCACACAUUAUAAAGCCUCAGAGCUCACAUGGGAAAAGGAAGAUCAUCUUUGUUCUCACACUGUGUCCCUGACUUGUUGAUUGCUGUCUCCAUGCCAGGAAAGAUAAACUAACUCAGAAUGUCACAUUUGCUCAAAUCUCAGUUAUGGCAGUGGCAUUAAAUAACUCUAAAGUAUGAGUGCAGAGAGUACAGAGUGAAAAUCCAGAAGCAUGUCAUCUUUAUUUAAUGUUUCAUUUUCAUUUCUUUUAUCUGAGACAUGUUUUAUAUGUGAAAUAUAAAUAUAUAUGUGAAAAGAACACAUGGCAACAAAACUGCUGAAAAGUUACCAAAACAGUUUAUUUUUGUUAUUAGUUUCUGACACAAGUCUGAGUUAGGCAUGAGCAAUUAAAUCACCCUUCUGGAACAACAGAACUCUCCACUUAGCAAACAUUUAUUUUGCACUGCCUGGUUGUCGGGUGCAUGCUUGAAUGUUAAUUGCGACUGUCUGCAGGUCUCUUCACAAUUAAUUGCCUUUAGUUUGUCAGGUUUCAUUCGGUGG